Cyphellophora europaea CBS 101466 is the source of this 2061-nucleotide messenger RNA. RefSeq lists its product as uncharacterized. Gene Ontology annotation, biological process: DNA-templated transcription. Lineage: Eukaryota; Fungi; Ascomycota; Eurotiomycetes; Chaetothyriales; Cyphellophoraceae. The record is from RefSeq and is a predicted model, not a curated record. Gene Ontology annotation, molecular function: zinc ion binding; DNA binding. The transcript is spliced from 3 exons. Bases 1 to 2061 code for a protein of 686 amino acids.
AUGUCAAGUUCAGUGAUCAACGAUGAACAGACUCCCGACUACGACGCGCCAGGAGCCGUUGAUGAUAGCAGCAAUGACAUUGACAUCGAUCCGGGGCAGCGACAAGGGCCAUCGGAUCACCCAAUCCGACGCAUCAGUCAAAUCAUAAACCCACCGCUACCACUUUCAGCAACUAUCCAAAGCGGCCGUCAACCAUCAGUAUCAACGUUGCCACCAAUGGCGGCUCCACAAGGUCAACAACACCCUGAGCCACGUAGGUGUCGGUACCGCUGCCUCGAGCCCCUGAUGCCACUGCUCGAGGACAUUAUUGAGCCAAAGACUGCCUGUGAUCUUUUGGAGUUUUACUUCGCAGAGCCUGAUAGCGCCCUCUUCAGGCAUGCCUCACCAUAUGUGCUAUCACCUGUCAUUCGCAAACAGUCUCUGCUGCAUCCAACGAAACCAAGACAGACAACAUCAGCCUUGCUCGUCACCAUACUGUAUACGUGUGCCCAAACCUGUGAUAUUCCACUCUUGCUAUUACCAGGCUGGAGAGGUCAUAUCUGCGAAAAGCUGAGGCUCUUAGCUAUGGCUCUGAUUCAUGAGCGGGAUCAUGACCAUUGGCAUCGAGCAUUAGGAGGCCGACUAUUGAAAGAAGAGAUCUUUCACUCGACGGAGCUGCCCACCAAUUACGAAGAAGUCGUCGAUCCUGCAGAGCAACCACCUUGCCACAUAGUCGAUGACGUGCUCACCUUGAUCCUCAUGACCAUAGUCAUAUCCGGCGGCGACUUCAAGGCCGAAUGCUUGAUCUGGUGGAGCAAAGCCCUACGACUGGCUCAAACCAUGGGUCUCAACCGAAUCGACGGCUCAUGCACUGAAGCCGAGAACGGCUGCGUCAACGUGCUUUGUGAGUGCCACGUCAAGGCCUCAUAUGCCACAACGCCGGCCGAAAUCGAAGCCAAGGAAGAACGUCGCCGUGCCUUCUGGCUGAUAUUCUCUCUGGAUCGCCACCUCGCCUUGUCCUUUAAUGGUAAUUUGUAUAUUCACGACGACGAGGUGCACGUCUACACGCCUCUACCGGAUGAAGUAUGGGAGAAUCUCGAAAACACGGCUCUCGACACACUAACGCGCAGGACGUACGGUCCGCCAACCCUCGUCACCGGCACAGGCUUCUAUGAGUACUUCUUGCCGCUCAUGGUGUUGCUAGGAGACGUCAUCGAAACACAUCGCCGCUGCUCCCAUCCUCGACUAGGGACACUGAACGACACCGCAGCGGUCACCAUGAUCGAAACCUCCCUCGCCAACUGCGCACAGUCCAUCAACGACCUCGCCACGCUUUACGACAUCGACAAGUACCACAACGGCUCCAUGCCAACCAGCCACUUCGGCAACUCGGUCCUCACGCCCAGCACCAACUACUCCGACCAAGACACGUUCGCCACAUCGCCCACAGCCGCAUACCACCGCCCCCGCCGGCCCCGCCGCGGCCAAGUCCUCCUCGUGACAUCCUACGCCCGUUUCAUCGUCAACGUCCUCCACGUCCUCCUGCACGGCAAAUGGGACGCCGUCAGCAUGCUCUCUCCAGACAGUCCGCCCCCAUCCCCCACUCCACACACCCACACCCACUCCGCCCCCUCCAACCCGGCCCCCGGUCCCUCCACCCUCAACAUCUCCAACUGGAUCACCUCCGUCGCCUUCAUGCGGUGCGCCUCACACGCCAUCCUCGCCUCCUCCGCCGUCGAAACCAUCCUCUCCGCCGACCCAGAACUCACCUUCAUGCCCUACCUCCUCGGCAUCUACCUACUGCACGGCUCCUUCAUUUUACUGCUCUUCGCCGACCGCAUGCCGCAGGUGGGGCCCAACGAGAGCGUGGAGAAGGCGUGCGAGACCAUCAUCCGCGCGCACGAGGUCUGUGUCGUGACGCUGAGCACCGAGUUUCAGAAGAGGUUUCGCAAGGUGUUGAGGGGGACGCUGUAUGAUGUGCGGAGGAGGAAUUUGGGGGCGGAAACGGAGGAGGGGAGGGCGAGGAGGAGCGCGCUGAGUUUGUAUCGGUGGACGAGGGGGAGUCGGGGGUUGGCGCUUUAG